This is a messenger RNA of Lactuca sativa (garden lettuce), 1071 nucleotides long. RefSeq names its product aquaporin NIP1-2. Gene Ontology annotation, biological process: transmembrane transport. Gene Ontology annotation, molecular function: channel activity. The record is from RefSeq and is a predicted model, not a curated record. Gene Ontology annotation, cellular component: membrane. NCBI's taxonomy places the organism in Eukaryota, Viridiplantae, Streptophyta, Magnoliopsida, Asterales, Asteraceae.
UUUUGGUAAGCCCACCAGUAUCUGUUUUCUGAUAUAUCCACUUCAUUCACAUACAAGAGAAGCUUAUGGCGGAGAUUGACGGAGGAGGAGGUGGUGCUACUUCUGCCGCCGUCCCUAACGGCCACCAUGCCGUCACCCUGAAUAUUGAAGAUCAAUCCCAUCGAAUUUCAUCAUGCUUUCCCACUGUUCCUUUUCUUCAAAAGUUGAUAGCGGAGGUGCUGGGUACAUAUUUUGUUAUAUUUGCCGGAUGUGCAGCGGUGGUGGUAAAUACAGAUAAGGACAAAAUAGUGAGUCUGCCGGGAAUUUCCAUCGUCUGGGGGUUAGUGGUGAUGGUCAUGGUUUAUUCUGUUGGACAUAUCUCCGGCGCCCAUUUUAAUCCUGCAGUCACCAUUGCUUUUGCCUCUUGUAAUAGGUUCCCUUUGAAACAGGUGCCAGCAUACGUUGGUGCUCAAGUCCUGGGAUCAACACUAGCAAGCGGAACUCUCCGUUUAAUAUUCAAUGGAAGGCAAGACCAUUUCGCCGGAACCCUUCCCGGUGGAUCCGAUCUCCAGUCGUUGGUUCUGGAAUUUAUCAUCACAUUCUACCUCAUGUUUGUCAUCUCCGGCGUUGCUACCGAUAACCGAGCUAUCGGAGAAUUAGCCGGACUAGCAGUUGGAGCAACAGUUUUACUCAAUGUCAUGUUUGCAGGGCCGAUAUCAGGGGCAUCAAUGAACCCAGCAAGGAGUUUAGGUCCCGCGAUUGUGUCAAACGAAUAUAGAGGUAUUUGGGUUUACAUGUUAGGGCCAACUGCAGGAGCCAUUUCUGGUGCAUGGGUCUACAACAUCAUACGGUUUACCGAUAAGCCUUUACGUGAGAUCACAAAAAGUGCAUCUUUUCUUCGAUAUGCUAGCAGCCGUAAUGGAUCUAAAAGAUGACCUUUCCAAUUGUACUCCUACUUUGUGCAUUUGUAUUUGUGUUUAUUAUGCCACAGUAUUUGGUUUAGUUUGUACAAGUAUUUUGCAUGAAGGGUAUACCUUAAAAAAGAAAAUGAUAUUAUAAGAUAUUAAGAAAAAAUGUUUUAUUUAUUCUGUU